This is a messenger RNA of Myxocyprinus asiaticus (Chinese sucker), 8116 nucleotides long. RefSeq names its product protein ELYS-like. Bases 248 to 7801 code for a protein of 2517 amino acids. NCBI's taxonomy places the organism in Eukaryota, Metazoa, Chordata, Actinopteri, Cypriniformes, Catostomidae. Gene Ontology annotation, molecular function: protein binding. The transcript is spliced from 36 exons. The record is from RefSeq and is a predicted model, not a curated record.
CUGCAGCGCUGUGGAAAUGGCGCCUGCGUUCAAGCAGCAGUACUAGCCGGGGCGGUUAAGACGUUUGCCCUGAGCUCACUGGAAAUCAAAGUCUUUUUAUUGCCACACACAGGUUCAUCACAACAAUACGAGAGUUUAUUUGCGCGAGUCAAGCCCGGAUUAUGCCCUGGGAAAGAGUUGUCACGAGAGUCGUGUUUGAAGUAUAUCCAGUUUUCUUGAGGGCCGUUGUCAUUGGAGCGCAGUGAGCAUGCGUGACCUGGCAGCUCAAGUCACCAGCAGCUUGCUGCGCUUCCCAGAGGUGACGAUAGAUGCUCUGGGCGAGGAUGAAGUUACGCUGGACUCUGUGCUGCAUGGGAAAUUUACUUUUGCAGGGAAGAAUGCAUUGGCCUGGCUUGCCUGCGGGCCACAGUUGGAGGUGGUCCAUGCAGUUACUGGUGAGCGUUUCUCUGCCUACCACUUCAGCGGGGUGUCAGAGCACCCACCCACUGUGUUGGCAGUACGAGACUUCUGUUGGCUGAAGCGAACAGGGCUGCUUGUGGGUCUGGAGGAAGCAGAAGGCAGCAUGCUGUGUCUGUAUGAUCUUGGCAUCUCCCGUGUUGUUAAGGCUGUGGUCAUUCCAGGCAGGAUCACAGCCAUUGAGUCACUGGUUAGCUAUGGUGGGGCCAGUGCUAACACACAGCAUCUGCAUCAGAGUCUGCGUUGGUUCUUUGGUGUGGCUGCUGUGGUAACAGACAUCGGUCAUGUUCUACUGGUUGAUCUCUGUCUGGAUGACCUGUCUUGUAGUCAGAGUGAAUUGGAAGCCUCAGACCUGGAAGUGGUCAAUAAAUCUCCAUCUGAGAUUCCACGGUUAAGAGAGGGCGUGACUCAGCAGGGAAGACACUUGUGUCUGCAGAUUAGCAGCCCCACAGGUACUGGUGCAACAGCCUUGCAGUACAUCCAACGCACCAACCAGCUUGCUGUGGGCUUCUCUGAUGGCAUCUUACAGCUCUGGAACAUGAAGACCCUCAAAAAAGAAUAUCACUCACAGCUGGAGGGUGGCAGAGUGCCUGUCUAUGCGUUUACUUUUCAGGAGCCUGAGAAUGAUCCACGGAACUGCUGCUAUUUGUGGGCAGUGCAGUCUGCACAGGAUCAUGAGGGGGAUGUGGUUAGCCUUCAUUUGUUGCAGCUGGCUUUUGGGGAGAGAAAGUGCUUGACGUCAGGGAAAAUUAUCUAUGAGGGUCUAGAGUAUUGUGAGGAGCGUUACAGUCAGGACCUGAAUGGGACAGCGUUUCCUUUAAGGGCUCAGGCCAUUAAUACUCGUCUGAUCAGUUGUCAGACCAUUGAGAAGUUUCGCCACCACCCUGAUCGGGACGACAGCAUGAAUGAAGGUACGUUCGCAGUGGCAUCUCCUGAUACAAGUGUGUCAGUCUUUAGCUGGCAAGUUAAGUCUUACGGACAAGGCCAGCCUUCAACCUUCAUUGGAGUCUUUGACAUUAACAGAUGGUACCAUGCUCAGAUGCCAGACUCACUUAGAGCUGGGGAAUCCUUGAGGAACUGUCCUUAUCUGGCUGUGUGGUCUCUUGACUCUGUGGUAGAGAUGACAGCUCCAUGUCCCCUGAUGGACAUUCUAGUUCAUGAGCGCAGUCUUAGUAGGGGUCUGCCCUACACAAGCCCUCCACCAGAACAGUUCUUCAAUCCCACCACCUACAACUUCGAUGCUAGCUGUUUGCUUAAUGCUGGAAUUGUGCACUUUACUUGCUCUGGCUAUCAAAAAGAGACCCUGAGCUACUUGAAGAAAGUGGCACCAAGUUUGAGUGAAAGCAUCUCCAAUGGAUUCUCACGUUGCCUCAUGUCUGGACUCCUGUCCUCUCGCCUGGCUGAUGUCCAGCCCUCCAGCCUGUCCCAGGAGGAGCAGCUUGAUGCCAUUUUGUGCACUGCUGUGGAGACAAGCUCACUAGGACUCAUCACUGGCUGCAUUAAACAGUGGACAACUGAGGAGCAACCACGAUCAGCUGUUAACCUGCGCUAUAUACUGGAGUGGGCCUGGAACAAGGUUGUGCACACUAAGGAUGAGCUGGAUGAUAUAUGUGCUCCACUCUUUGACAGCUCCACAAACUUUACAGAUCCUCAGACACUGCAGCUGAUACAGCACAGUCAGCGCUUGCUGGCAAACCUCAGCACCAUCUUCCACUGUUUACUUAAUGAGGCUCAGGAGCUCACACAAAAUGGAUUGAUUGGACUCAUGAACAAAUGCAUGGUGUCUAGUUUGAUCUCCCAGUACUCUCAGGUGGUUCUGUGGUUUUGUCGAACGGGUCUUCUUCCAGAGGCCUCUGAUGAAGAUGUACUGCAAAUAUCAAGGCCCUUUUAUAGUUAUUCAAUUAUAAAAAACUACUACAUUAGCCAAAGGGAAGAGUUACAGAGACUUGCCAAGGACAAGUGGUGUGCAGACUGCCUCAUGAUUGAUGGCCUUGUUAGUCAAUGUGGGGAACGUCUUGCUGAACUCUGGAAAAGGGACCAGGGUGGAACAGGACAGUAUCCUCCCCCAUCACUUCAUGCCUUGCUGGAUAUUUACCUCCUGGAAAACAUUGAAGAGUCUGCCAAACAUGCCAUUGUUAUUUAUUUGCUACUGGAUGUGAUGUACUCAUUUCCUAAUAAAAGUGGGGCAUCAGUGGAGUCUUUUCCCACAGCAUUUGCCAUUCCCAUUGGUUUAGUGAAACUGGUACAAGGUCUGUGGUUGCUGGAUCAUCAUGAUCAUGAGAGAUCUUUGGAGCUGCUAUUACACCCAUCCACCAGUCACUCUCUGUGGAGCUGGCAACAUGAGCGUGUCCUGCAGGCUUUGAUGUGUCAGCAGAAGCACAGCAUUGCCCUUCGUUACCUGCAUGUGAUGAAGCCUCCCCUGUGCACUACCAACCAAGCCAAGCUGUGCCUCUCUGUUCUACUCUAUAACAGAUGUAUUGUGGAGGCCUGGGCAUUGUUAAGGCAGCACUGUAAUAAGCUGAACAUGGAGGAGGUGAUGAGGUUUCUCUUUGAGACCUGUCAGGUGCUGGGUCUGAUGAAAGAGCUUCUAAAGCUGCCCCUUGGACUGGCUGAGCAGGAGUGCCUGGAACGGUUUCUUCAAAGCACUGGAGGUUUUCAGAAUCGGGAGAUGCUUAUGGUCCACUACCUCCAGCAAGCAAAUUAUGUGCCUGCCCUGCAACUUAACCAGACCCUCAAAUUGAACCUUGCAACUGAUCAGGAUCCUAAAAUGAAGGAAAGAUCAAACACGAGGAACUCCAUCCUAAAUCAGUAUGGUAAAGUUCUUCCUCGUGUUCAACGGAAACUAGCCAUUGAACGAGCAAAACCCUACCAACACCCUACUACAAUCCACAGAGAAGUUAAAAGACCCCAGCCCCUGUCCACUGUAGCUAAACGUUCAGCUUCUGAAAAUGUAAUGACCAGAGCAGCCUUUAUCAAUAAUGUUCUCUCAAAGAUCGAAGAAGUGUGGGUUGGCAAGAACCCCACUCCAGAGUCAUCCCCUUACAAAAGCCCCAAAGAGUCAGAGGUACCAGUGCUUAGCCUGCAUCCUGCUUCUCCAAAUCUACCCGAGCCCUUUGUGGGAACGCCUAUCAACAUGUUAACCAAGAGGAUGUCCAGGCUUCUGGAUUUGGUUGUGCAGCCAUCUUCCCAAAGUUCUCCAGAGAGUUCUAAUUUGUUGGGAACACCUUCAAGGCCCAUUACCUCAUGGGCUGGCCCAAAGAGCAUCAGCAAGGCACCUGAGCUCAAUCUGUUACAAACUCCACAAGUGGUAAAGAGAGCUCGAGCCUUGGCAUCAGGCCCGGUUUUCUCAGCCUUCACCCCACAGUCCAUUCUGAGGAGCAGCCUACGUCCCACUCCUGUGGCCACACCCUCUGCCUCCCCAGGUCGAUCUAUCACUCCCCCUCUCCGCCCCAAAGAGAGUCGUAUUACCUUCAUAGAGGAGGCUGAUUCUCCAGAACCUCCCAAGGGUCCUGUCCACUGGAACACUGGGGUGGCCAUUAGCAGGGAGAGCAAUACACCUAAGAGAUCUUCCCCAUGUCUCAAAGCAAACAUCGAGGCCUGGAGUGAACAUUCAGAUGUGGAAGAUGAUGAGAAAGAACUAAGUAAGACCAGCAUGCCCUCACUGGAAGAGAGAGAGAACGCUAAUGUAGAAUCUGAUACUGGAUCUUCUGUUAAAGAUAUCCCUGCUGUGGUGACCAAACUAGUGCUUCCUACUCUUGUGCGACGCCCUAGUCUUGGGCAAGAAACAAGUCUCAUCUCCAAUCAGUCUGAUAGCACUCUUGAGUUCCAUGAUGCUCCAGCUCCUGAGGAUCUUCUGGAAACACAAAAAGAACAUCAAUUGGAUGACAGUGUGGAUUGGGAGGUUACAGUAAAUCUUCCUAACACUUCAGAGGAAGAUUUACCCCCAGUAGAUGGUGGCACUACAGCAGAGUUGCCCUCUGUUGCUCUGCCUGUGAAAGACCAAAAUACAGAUGAGAACAGGUCUGACCAAAAUGUUUUCAGUGACAAAAGCCCUUCAGACACACAGCAAACUCAGCAACAGAGUCUUGAGCUUAAGGUGCAUGUUAAUGUUGAGAGCGAUCUCACAAAGGAAGUGACAGAGGAGCGGUGUGAGAGAACUUCAGAGGCUCCGGUUCUCAAGCCAAAUGACAUGGAACCAGAACUUGUACUUCCAAUAGAGGAGCCAAGAGUAGAAUCUUUGGUUGAGGUUUCAGAACAUUCUGAAGUCCAGGAACCAACUGAAGCCGAAGAAUCAGUUAAUGAGUCCUCCAUCUUUGAAGCUGAUGUUCUUCCGGUUGAUGAGCCUGCAAACCAUAAGUCCAAUGAAGAAAAUGCUGCUCCUGACACUACUGAAGAACCGGCCAGUGAGGCCUUUGGUUUGUCCAAGCUUCCAGCAGUUGAGUUGGUCAACCAUGAACCUGUGGCUGAUGCUCCACUUCAUGCACGUAUUACUGGUGAACAUAAGAACAAUGAGGAAUGUGAAGAGGAGUCAAUGGAAACCUCAGAUUUGGAUGCAUUUGUGGAACAGCAUUUGUUUGGCCCAGAUCUUUCCCCACCCUUGACCCGGUCCUGUAUUAGAGAAGCCUCAGAUGCAUCACUGAACAGUGAACCAGUUUUUGACAUCAAGGAAGUUCAACUUGAUCCUGAGAAUGCAGCAAAUCUGAAAACACAGACAUCUGUCACCUCUUCAGAACCUGCAUCCUCAGAGUCCAGAUGUGCUGAAUCUGAGGAAGAGGAGACUGGAGAUGAGAACUUGGAGGACUCUGGUAGUGAGGUUGAGAUCAUAGAGGAAGUGAAGGGUAAUGGUAGGAAUAGCCACCAGCCUGCUCCUGCCCUUUACUUGGAGGAACUCCCAGCACAUGAGCAGUACCUCCAAGAAGAAGCCUGUGCCGUGCUCUCGCUGGUCACUCCUGAGACACAGUUGAAAGUUAUUGACAGUGACAUGUUAGAGGAAGAAGGUGAAGUGCUAAUGGUUGGCCUUGGCCCUGCAGAUCUAGAUGAGGAAGAUGCAGUAUGUUAUACUCGGCUAAAGCCAUCCACCACUCUCCUGGUGCCUGUAGAGCUGGCUGAGCAGCAUAAGCAUCUUAUAGUUGGAGGAACUUCACAGACCCUCAACAGUGAGGGUCCAGGAGACUCUGGUGGCUUUACGCUCAUGUUGGAGCCAGAUGUGGAGGAGCUGCCUAUCAUUUCAGAGUUGGACCACAAUAAUCAAUUGCUAUCUCUACGUGAGCAAGAACAACCUCAGGACAUGGAGAAUCAGCUUACAACAAACUCGGAGGUUGUCAUUUUGGAACAUACUGUUUAUGUUCCAGACAACACAUUAGAACAAGAAAAAAUCUUGGUGUCAGACCUUGAACCUGUUGUCAUUGGUGCUCCUGAAACUGGUGAGCAACCAGACGUACCAGCUGAGGUACACCAUGAACAGAUGGUGGAACCAGCAUCCACACCAGAAUCGGUGCCUUCUCUUAAAGAGACAGAAGGACUAACCAAUGGUGAUAUACUAGAUUGUGGUCCUUCUGAGAUCCAGGAAGAAUUACAUGCCCCUCUUCAUAGGGAAGUAUUGGAGUCUUCUCUGCCAGAGAAUGUCUUGCUCCCAGAAAAGCUUUUAGUAAAAGCAAAUGAGGAUUCCAAAUUGGAUGCAGGGAUGUUGUCUGUGGCUAAAGAUAAUAUAAUGGAGUCUAACCAAGUAGACAAUGCCCCCACAUUGGGUGGAGAAGUUGAACUUUCCACAACAAAAGAGAUGGCAAGACCAAAGUCUCCAGCAAGAUCUAGGUCCCCUGCAAGAUCUAAAGUACAAAGAUCUAAAAAAGAUAGAGAGGAAGUUUUAGAGAACUUCAAAGCGUUGCCACGUAGCCCAUCACGUAGUACAAGGAAAACUGUCAUGUUUCCUGUACCCAACCUUGAUGCUGACAAAGAUCUCACUGAGGAGGAGCAAAUGGAUUCUCAGGUACCUUCUACACCAAGACGUGUUACAAGGAGUUGCAAGCAACUACAGGACUGUGAAGUUCCUGUUACACCCAGAAGAAGCACAAGAAAAGCAGAUGCAGAUCAGAGAGAUAACAAUGAUGACCAUGAUAUGACUUCUGCAAAAAUAUCAAAGACUUCAAGUCCAGCGCGAAAAACCCAGCAGAAAGCCACACCUAGGAAAGGAUUCCGAAGAACCAGGAACACAACAGUGGAUGAAGAUGAGGCCCUGUUUAUGGACCUGCCUCCAAAUGACUAUUCAGAACCACAGGCCAGGCAGAGCACUAGAAAAGUACAAGCAAUCGUCGAAGUUCAAGAGACCCAUCAAGAUGUCCCAGUCGAGAGGGCGCAGUCUGCCAAUGUAAGUAGCAGUCCUAGUAGGGCUACACGCAAGUCCACAAGAGGACUUGCAUUAGAAAGUUUCUCACAGGAUCCUCAGGAAGAUGCUGCUUCUCUAACUCAACCCCUAAAAACUCCUCCAAGGAGCAGGAGAAAGACUGUGGCCAGCACUAUGGAGAAAGCUAACAAUGCCACCUUUAUUAUUGAUGAUGCACAACUUCAAAGUGUUUCAAGACGACUAACCAGAAGCCAGCAUUGGAAUCAAAUAGAGGGUCCUGGCAAAGAGAGAAAAGUCUUGAUUCCUCUCGAAUUGGAGUCUAAAGUUCCCCUGGCUGAUGCCUUUGCAGAUCGAUUCAAAGGCGAGGAGAGUGUUCCGGUUGUAACUGAAAUAAUACGUGCCAAGAGAAGAACCACUAGAUCUGCAGCACCUGCAGAAUCACUGAGUGGAGCUCAGAAUGCAGUCAAUGAAGAUUCAAAGUUUUUGGUAUCCGAUGAAACGCAAGAAUCUGCAAGCAAGUCACUUGCAAGUGCUGGACGUACACGAGCAAGCAAAGUGUCAAAACACCUUGACGAACAUAAUUCUUCAUCUGUUAGUGAUUCAGGCUCUUCCACAGCUGACCUGAAAAGAACAAAAGGUAGGAGAACAGUUGUACAAAAUGAUACUGAAGUGCCAGAGAUUUUGACCCCUCUUGUGCCUUUAACACAAAGCACAGAAGAUGCAACUGGUUCUCAUUCCAAAGAGGACAACGGCCCAGUGGUAGAUUAUGAUGCAGUUUUCAAACCCAGAAGGAAGAGAACAACCAGGGCAAAAGCUGCCCCAGUACCCCCACCACCAGUUGAGAUCAGCUUUCUCUCUCCACUGGCCAGUCCAGUCGAACCAGUUGCUAUAACCAAACAAAGAACUGAUAAAAAGGAAACACCCUCACUGAGGAUGAACCUACGCCGUAAACGCAUGAUGGAUGCCAUUUUUCCCAAACCCAUUACACAGAGGAAGAAACUUUGAUUGUGAAUUUGAACUUUUUGUUUGGACUUUUCUCCCAAUGCACUGAAUGACUUGUCUCCCAAUGCGCUCUCCUUUCCCUAUUUCUUGAGAAAUCUGCAACUUGCUGUUUUCUAACUAAGAUAAUCAAUGAAUAAUGUUUGGAAUAAACAUCAAAUUUUGAAUAAAUUUAAUAUAAAUUAUGAUGUUUGCAGUAAGGAGCGCUGAAGGACUUGAGCACCAAAAAAGGAGAUGGCUUAGUUUUUAAAUGUGUUUCUACUAAUUGAUGCAAAUGUAAAUAGCCUUUUAGGUAUGUUAUAAAUAAAAUGUGAUACUUAA